AUGGAGAUCAACUCUCCGCAAGUUAUUCCUGUCGACUUGGAAAAGGCUAUUGGACCUCAGUUUCUAAGCGGCCUCCUUAGCGCCGUGCUCUUCGGAAUCCUCUCGUCUCAAGUCUACAUAUUCUACCAAGCAGUACCUGGCAAUCCCGCUUACACGAAAGCACUCGUAUACGGGAUAUAUAUCCUGGAAACCGUCCAAACAGGUCUUAUUUUCCAAACCGCCUUUCGGAAGUACGUCACCAGCUUCGGGGACUUUCAGUCACUAGAUCAAGUCGGGACGCUCUGGUUAACGGUACCAAUGCUGACUGCGGUAGGAACUGUCAUUGCUCAAACCUUUUACGCGUAUCGGGUAUAUCUCCUUUCUAAAUCUAAAGCGGUGUGCGCUGUAAUCAUGCUCCUAGCAUCCAUCCAGCUCACUGCGGGAAUGGUCUUUGCAGUCUUCGUGAAGGAUGCGCCGUUUCUCAGUCCUGUUGCCUAUCCCACAAAAGUACAUGUAUCGCUAGCGCUUUGGCACGGAGGAAGUGCCUUGUGCGACCUCGUUAUAGCUUCCGCCAUGGUAUAUUAUCUUUCGACAUUUGAAUUCCGGACGACAAACGAAUCGAUCAGUCUGACGAUUAAAAAGCUCAUUCGGUCCACUCUGGAAACGGGCAUACUCACAGCGGUCGUCGCCCUGAUUCUCAGUCUGCUUCCAAACAACGCCGCAAAUUAUCAGGCAGUUUCGCUGAUUUUUGGAAAGAUUUAUGGGAAUUCGAUGCUCGUCCUCAUAAAUCGUAGGGUCCAUUUCCGGACUGAGGACGAACGCAGGCGGGUUACGUUCACAGCAAGCGUAGGGAGCUCCGUCUUUUGGCCAAACGAAACGCGACCAACCCAUGGCCGGCUUGAGAUGGGAGGUGCUGCUAGCAAGAAUACUUCAAUGAUUGCUCUAUAA
Molecule: messenger RNA, 927 nt
Organism: Cyclocybe aegerita
Lineage: Eukaryota; Fungi; Basidiomycota; Agaricomycetes; Agaricales; Hemipholiotaceae
Source: the annotation of a GenBank genome assembly